Messenger RNA from Candida tropicalis MYA-3404, 1200 nucleotides. RefSeq lists its product as uncharacterized. Gene Ontology annotation, cellular component: nucleus. The coding region runs from base 1 to 1200 and encodes 399 amino acids. Lineage: Eukaryota; Fungi; Ascomycota; Pichiomycetes; Serinales; Debaryomycetaceae. Gene Ontology annotation, molecular function: DNA-binding transcription factor activity, RNA polymerase II-specific; RNA polymerase II cis-regulatory region sequence-specific DNA binding. The record is from RefSeq and is a predicted model, not a curated record. The transcript has a single exon. Gene Ontology annotation, biological process: regulation of transcription by RNA polymerase II.
AUGGAAGAACCACAAAUUAAGACUGAACCUUCGAAUGAUAUAUCAUCAGAUAAACCACAUUUAGAAGAAUCAUAUCAUCACCAAUCGAAUUCUAAAAGACCAUCAACACUUGGAGCUCCAAAUGAUUUUAAAUGUCGUUGGACUGAUUGUCCGUCAUCCAAUUAUACAAAUUUAACAGGUUUAGUGAAUCAUUUAAAUUUAACCCAUAUAAAUACUAUCCCAGUAGGAUCACCUGCAAGUAAAUACAUUUGUUAUUGGGAGAAUUGUGCACGAUAUGGAUUAGAACAACCAAGUAGAUUUGCUUUGGUGUCACAUUGUAGAACACAUACUGGAGAAAAACCAUAUUUUUGUCCUGUUCCUGAAUGUGAGAAACAUUUUACUAGAUCAGAUGCAUUAACUAAACACGUUAAAGGUGUACAUGAAUUAUAUUCUAUAAGAGAUCAAUUGAAUAUAUUGAAAGAGAAAGUUAGGAAAGGAAUGGAUAUUGAAUUUGAUGUUGAUCAUCUAUAUGAAGAUGAAUAUUUGAAGAUUAUUGAACAUGAUUAUGAAUUACAGAAACCGUGGUGGUUUACAAAUGAGUUUUUGAGUGUUUUGAGAACAAAAGAGGAAGAGCAGACAGAAGACGAUACUAUGGUUGAUUUGAAAUCUAUUGAUAAAUUACCAUUUGAUUUCCAACAAUAUCGAGUAGCGAACUCAAGAUAUAAAAAUUUUAUAACUCUUUCGAGAGAAGAACUUAAUGAUGAUGAAGAGAUUGAAGAAUUAAUACUGACUCACGAUGAGAAUAAUAAUAUCGUGAAUGUGGCUAAGAAACAGAUCGUACAUGAGAAUCCCAAGAGAAGUUUCCCACAAGUUAGCAGUAAUUCAAUCUUAGAGAAUUUAUCAAGUUCUACAAAGAAAUUGGUCCAUGAUUAUAAUUCGAAGGGAAAUAUUAAUGUUGAUGAUAUUGAGAAGAUUAAAGAUCUAGAUCAGUUGAAAGAAUUGCAUGAUAAAUUAGCCAAUCAGUUGAACACAGGAUACAAAAUCAACAAGAUACUAGCUUCGCAACUCAUUUCAAGUAUUAAGGAAAAGAGAAAGUUGUGGUUAUACAAUCAAUUAUUAAUUGAUGCGAAUUUACAAGUUGGUUUACCGCCGGAUGGUAAAACGGGUCCAAAGCAACGAGUAAUGCAAGAUAAGUUUGAUAGUGAGUUAUUGCAUAAAUAA